Messenger RNA from Adineta steineri, 777 nucleotides. NCBI's taxonomy places the organism in Eukaryota, Metazoa, Rotifera, Eurotatoria, Adinetida, Adinetidae. The record is from the annotation of a GenBank genome assembly.
AUGUCGCAAACUAGUGCAUUUCCAAUGUUUGGCAAUGGUGGUCAAUUUCAUGCUGAUGGUAAACCAACAACAUCGAAUAAAUUCAAUUUAAAUGCACUUUUGGAUUUUUCAACAUUACAACCAAGAGUUCAAACUCAUCUUAAAAAUGUUUAUAGUUGUUUAUUACUUAGUACAUUAUGUGCAACAAUCGGAGUUUAUUUAUCCAUGGCUGGAUGGUUAAAUUAUCCUCGUUUGGCUAUAUUUGCAUCAAUAAUAACAACUGUUUGGCUUUUUACGCUUGAUUUUAAUGCUCGUACACAAACGAAAUGUUUUGGUUUAAUGUCUGCAACAGCCUUAUUUACUGGUAUUUAUUUAAGCCCAUUAAUCAAUCUGGCUAUUGAUGUUGAUCCACAAAUUGUUAUGACAGCAUUCUUAUUAACAACAAUUAUUUUUGUUUGUUUUACACUCAGUGCAUUACUUACACAAAAACGAACAUAUUUAUAUUUAGGAGGUAUCCUUGGUACGGGUACAUCAAUUAUGUUUGUACUUAGUUUGAUGAAUUUAUUCGGACGAUCUCAACUCCUUUUUAAUGUAAAUCUUUAUCUCGGUUUAUUUAUUGCUUGUGGUUAUAUUUUGUAUGAUACUCAAUUAAUUGUUGAACGAGCUACUCGAGGAGAUACAAAUUAUGUCAAACAUGCACUUCUUCUUUUUGUUGAUAUGGUCGAUUUAUUUGUUCGCAUUCUUAUAAUUUUACUUAAAAAUUCACAAAAUAAAAACAAGAAGAACAAUAAUCGUUAA